This is a messenger RNA of Otolemur garnettii (small-eared galago), 2624 nucleotides long. It is a transcript of the gene MID2, whose product is annotated as midline 2. The transcript has 10 exons. The coding region runs from base 337 to 2454 and encodes 705 amino acids. The record is from RefSeq and is a predicted model, not a curated record. NCBI's taxonomy places the organism in Eukaryota, Metazoa, Chordata, Mammalia, Primates, Galagidae. Gene Ontology annotation, molecular function: zinc ion binding; protein binding.
GACAGUGUGGUGCCGCCGUGGUGUCAUGGUGCUGCCCCUGGACUGAGGGGAGAAAACUCCUUAAGUUUAGCUCGGGAGACACAGCCGCGAUAGCAUCGCGGCCGCCGUGCUGUCCCCUGCGGGGCGCGCGGGCUGGCGGAUCCCGGCUGCUGCGCGGCGGCGGCAGAGGGAGCGGCAGCGAAGGCGGGCGGCGGCCUAGAGUGGUGGCGGCGGCGGCGGCGGCAGCGACCGCGGCCCAGGAGCUCGCGCCGGAGCUCCAGCCAGCUCGCCGCGGAGGCAGGCGAGCGCCCAGCGCCCCGGGGCGCGCGGAGGAGAUGGCUGGCACCUGGGAACGCUAUGGGUGAAAGCCCAGCCUCUGUGGUUCUUAAUGCCCCAGCAGGAUUAUUUUCACUAAAGAUGGAAACACUGGAGUCUGAAUUGACCUGUCCAAUCUGCCUAGAGUUGUUUGAAGACCCCCUUCUGCUCCCUUGUGCUCAUAGCCUCUGCUUCAGCUGUGCCCAUCGCAUCUUAGUCUCAAGCUGCAGCUCUGGUGAAUCCAUUGAACCCAUUACUGCUUUCCAGUGUCCUACAUGCAGGUAUGUUAUCUCGCUUAACCACCGGGGCCUGGAUGGUCUCAAGAGGAAUGUGACCCUGCAGAACAUUAUUGAUCGCUUCCAGAAGGCUUCAGUCAGUGGGCCUAAUUCGCCAAGUGAGAGCCGUCGGGAGAGGACUUACAGGCCCAGCACCGCCAUGUCUAGUGAGCGAAUUGCUUGCCAAUUCUGUGAGCAGGACCCGCCAAGGGAUGCAGUAAAAACGUGCAUCACCUGUGAGGUCUCUUACUGUGACCGCUGCCUGCGGGCCACACACCCCAACAAGAAACCUUUCACCAGCCACCGUCUGGUGGAACCAGUGCCAGACACACAUCUUCGAGGGAUCACCUGCCUGGACCAUGAGAAUGAGAAGGUGAACAUGUACUGUGUAUCUGACGACCAACUGAUCUGUGCCUUAUGCAAACUGGUAGGUCGUCACCGAGACCAUCAUGUCGCAUCCCUGAAUGAUCGAUUUGAGAAACUCAAGCAAACCCUGGAGAUGAACCUCACCAACCUGGUUAAGCGCAACAGCGAACUAGAAAAUCAAAUGGCCAAACUAAUACAGAUCUGCCAGCAGGUUGAGGUGAAUACUGCUAUGCAUGAGGCAAAACUUAUGGAAGAAUGUGACGAGUUGGUAGAGAUCAUCCAGCAGAGGAAGCAAAUGAUUGCUGUCAAAAUCAAAGAGACAAAGGUUAUGAAACUGAGAAAGUUGGCACAGCAGGUUGCUAAUUGCCGCCAGUGUCUUGAACGGUCAACAGUCCUCAUCAACCAAGCCGAGCAUAUCCUGAAAGAAAAUGACCAGGCACGGUUUCUACAGUCUGCAAAAAAUAUUGCUGAGAGGGUCGCUAUGGCAACUGCAUCUUCUCAAGUUCUGAUUCCAGACAUCAAUUUUAAUGAUGCCUUUGAAAACUUUGCUUUAGAUUUUUCCAGAGAAAAGAAACUGCUGGAGGGGCUAGAUUAUUUAACAGCCCCAAACCCACCAUCGAUCCGAGAGGAACUCUGUACUGCCUCCCAUGACACCAUUACAGUCCACUGGAUCUCUGAUGAUGAGUUCAGCAUCAGCUCCUAUGAGCUUCAGUACACCAUAUUCACUGGCCAGGCUAACUUCAUCAGCCUGUAUAAUUCAGUGGAUAGCUGGAUGAUUGUGCCCAACAUUAAACAGAACCACUACACAGUGCACGGACUCCAGAGCGGGACGCGCUACAUCUUCAUUGUUAAAGCCAUAAACCAAGCAGGCAGCCGGAACAGUGAACCUACCAGACUUAAAACAAACAGCCAGCCCUUUAAAUUGGAUCCCAAGAUGACUCACAGGAAGUUGAAGAUCUCCAAUGAUGGAUUGCAGAUGGAGAAGGAUGAAAGCUCUCUGAAAAAGAGCCAUACCCCAGAGAGGUUCAGUGGCACAGGGUGCUAUGGGGCAGCCGGAAAUAUAUUCAUUGACAGUGGCUGCCACUACUGGGAAGUGGUCAUGGGUUCCUCAACAUGGUAUGCAAUUGGCAUUGCCUACAAAUCUGCUCCAAAGAAUGAAUGGAUUGGCAAGAAUGCCUCCUCAUGGGUCUUCUCUCGCUGCAAUAGUAACUUUGUGGUUAGACAUAACAACAAGGAAAUGCUGGUGGAUGUGCCUCCACAGUUGAAGCGGCUGGGUGUCCUCCUGGAUUAUGACAACAACAUGCUAUCUUUCUAUGACCCAGCUAACUCUCUCCAUCUUCAUACUUUUGAUGUGACCUUCAUUCUUCCAGUUUGUCCAACAUUCACAAUUUGGAACAAAUCCCUUAUGAUCCUGUCUGGCUUGCCCGCCCCAGAUUUUAUUGAUUACCCUGAGCGGCAGGAAUGCAACUGCAGGCCUCAAGAAUCCCCCUAUGUUUCUGGGAUGAAAGCUUGUCAUUAAGUUUCAAGAGAGCAUAUAAUUCAGCAGCUCUCCAGUUUAGCAGUUCUUCCCCUCCUAAACCUAAGGUAGUGUUCAACAUAUGAGAUAUAAAAUAAAGUUCAUUUGAAGCAUCCAAAAUAACUAGAUAUUGUAGAUUUAAUUUUGUGCAUUAAAGCUUGUAUUUGGAUUAA